AUGUGUGGAUGCGGCAUAUAGAAUGUUCAUUAUCUUGGCGGAAUUGAAGAUUUUGAGCAUUUAGCAGCAAAGAUUUCUACUUUGAAAUAAAAUUAUUAACUAAAUAAAGAUUUUACAAAUUACUUAUCUAAUGUAUUAAAAAUUGUUAAUACCUUCAUUAGCUAAAUGAAAAACCCUAAUUAGCCAGAUAUUGUUAAGUUCUGGAAUAGUAUAUUUGAAGAAACAAGAGUGCCAAAGUAUGAACUUUCUGGAAUAAGAUAAGGUGAAUAGAUUUCUUUUUAAGGCUGGUUCAAACACUUCUUUAAUGCCUAUGAAAUUUUAAAAGAUGAAGUGCUAUAAUUUGCUUCUUAAGCUCCUGUGAAAGCAACUGAUGAAAUUAAAAAUGAGAGUUACAAUCUAACAUUUAUCACUAAAAUGGAAGGUAUAGAAGAAAUAGAACCUAAUGUUUUCCGUCCAAAUAUUAAUAUUAGCGUCUAAGAUAAUAUUUUUGCAAAACUAAUAGUUCAAUAUAGAUAUUUAGAAAUGGAUUAAAAAUAAUAGACAGAUCAAACUUCAAACCUAAAAAUUUUCACACUUAAGGUACAAUAAACCCCUUUGCAGGAUAAAGACUUAAGAUCGAAAACUAUAAUAAAAUAUGCUCCUUCAAAUAGAGAAUAAACUUUUUUUACUAAAUAAACUUAUUUUACUAAAAACAAUUUAAUGAAAUAAGGUAGUAAAUUGUUUGAAAUAUCUAAAAAUAGCUUUUUUGAUGCUUUUUAUGCUGCCUACAUCUUGCAUGGCGAUGUAAUGUUUUCAGCUAAUGAUAUAUGGCUUACUAUCUGCCAUAAAUUCGCAAAAGAAAUUGAUACAGAUGCUGAAAAAUAUAGACAUCUUUUUGUAUCUCAUGAAGGAAAGAAAGAGUUAACUAUCUAUUUUGAUGGGCUAUCCUAAGAUUGGAAGGACUUUCCUUGCUAAAAUAAUAGAUGGGACACAGCGAUGGAGUUAUUUAGUGUUGAAAUAUCCAAAAACACUAAAGGAGAUAUAGCUUAAUUAAUUAAAAGUGAUUUCUCUUCUACUAAUUGGAUAGAAAAAGCUUCUUCUAAUAUAUGCUUAAUGUCUUAAAUGCAACAUUAUUUUGAUUACAGUAUGACCGUGUGUGGAUGCGGCAUAUAGAAUGUUCAUUUUGUUGGCGGAAUUGAAGAUUUUGAGCAUUUAGCAGCAAAGAUUUCUACUUUGAAAUAAAAUUAUUAACUAAAUAAUUACUUUACAAAUUAUUUAUCUGAAUUAUUAAAAAUUGUUAAUACCUUCAUUAGCUAAAUGAAAAACCCUAAUUAGCCAGAUAUUGCUAAGUUCUGGAAUAGUAUAUUUGAAGAAACAAGUGUGCCAAAGUAUGGAGGUUCUGGAAUGAGAGUUGGUGAUUAGAUUUCUUUUAAAGGCUGGUUCAGACACUUCUUUAAUGCUGAUCAAAUUUUAAAAGAUAAAGUGCCAUAAUUUGCUUCUUAAGCUCCUGUGAAAGCAACUGAUGAAAUUAAAAAUAAGAGUUACAAUCUAACAUUUAUCACUAAAAUGGAAGGUAUAGAAGAAAUAGAACCUAAUGUUUUCCGUCCAAAUAUUAAUAUUAGUGUCUUAGAUGCUGAUUAAACUCAACAAAAAUUUUACAAAUUUUGGUGA
This is a messenger RNA of Tetrahymena thermophila SB210, 1650 nucleotides long. RefSeq lists its product as hypothetical. The record is from RefSeq and is a predicted model, not a curated record. The transcript has 2 exons. Lineage: Eukaryota; Ciliophora; Oligohymenophorea; Hymenostomatida; Tetrahymenidae.